AUGUGCCAGAACAACAACAACAAUGCUGGUGGUGGUGUGAAGGAGAACGGAUGGAAUUUCUGGGGGAAAAUCUACGAGAACCCGAGUUUGCGGCAACAAAACGAAAAGCGAGCUCAGAACGGUCCCACGAUGUCGGAGUUGCUACGCUCGGGUCAGCUGUGCCACGGCGAGUUGUUGUUCACCAACGUGCCGCGGAUUGGAAAUAAUCAACAAUCUCUCGUACGUCAACUGAUCAACAGCCAAUUACAGCGAGCUGUCUCCAUUCUCGACAUCACGAUCAUCAAUUGGCGAUGGAAAGUCCGUUUUUAUCGUGCCGAGGACGCGGAGGAGGUGCAGAGGAAAUUGGACGGCUUGCGCUACCGGAAUCGAGCUAUUAUGGUCCGUGCAGCUGACGAUUUUGAUGGGGGACCACAACGACAAAGAAACGGACCUCAACUCGGCUUUGGACCGCCUCGGGGAAGUGGAGGACAAAGUUCAUCAAUGACGGUUAAAGAGAGCCCGUCAACCUCGGCGAUCAUCACUCCAGCGAACUACCCGUUUGGACCGCCCGUUCGCGGCGAAAUCAUUGACCCGUCGUUCACGCCCAUCGAGAUGGAGCAAAUCGAGAAGUUUAAGGAAGACGUGGUGAAAGUGCUGGAGAGUCAACAAAACGGUGUCCUCGUCGAUCAACUCGUGACCGAGCUGCGCAAACACAACUACGCCUACUUCAUCACUGCUGCGCUAAAAGAAUGGCCACUCGGCCUCCUCCGGAUGUGUCAAGAGGUGCGUCUUAUCGGUCCCUAUGCUUCGCUGCGUGUUCACGAUUUGCAUCGACGUUAUUUGGCGAAAUUUGUUCAAGAAGGCGUCUCGAUAAUGACGAAAUGCGAUUGGGAGCCGAUGCCACCGUGCAACAUCCGUACCGAGUCUCAUAUGAAAGCCUACGUCACCGAAUUACUCACCGCGUUCGGACCACAGCAUUGUAAAGUUGACAUCCCGAUUCGUCUCUUAUCGCGCACACUGCCCGGUCAAUGGCCUGAUGGAUCGGUGGCACUUUGUCAAAUGAUUGAAUCACUUGGCCCGGAAUUUCUUCUCUUUCACGAUAUUCUCUACUUGUCGACAAAUGUUCGCCAUCGGAUGGCUCUAUGCGAUUGUCUGGUGCCGUCAAAACAAUUCGCGCCGAAUGAGCAGCCGCGUUUC
Mesorhabditis belari is the source of this 1176-nucleotide messenger RNA. NCBI's taxonomy places the organism in Eukaryota, Metazoa, Nematoda, Chromadorea, Rhabditida, Rhabditidae. The record is from the annotation of a GenBank genome assembly.